AUGGCACCCGUGCCGGAUUGGGCACGCAGAGCCCUCUCUGUGGGCACGCACAGGGAACCGUCGCCUCUGCCUAGGGUUGUGCCGUAUUGCCGCGGUGAGGCUGUGGCCGAGCGCCUUGUCAUGGCGCGGUUCCCGGCGUCGUCGUCUCUCGGGCUGUGCCGUGUUGCCACGACACCACAAGCAGCCCCCGCAGCAGGCGAAAAUCGUUACGGAACCCAAGAAAAAGUACCAGAGAACUCUGCUCCAGAAAUGGAUCCAACCUCCAGAAAUGUGAUCUGCCCCAUCCCACAGAACACAGAUCCCAAAUACGAAGAACAGAAUGGAGACAGAACAGUCCCACCGGGAGAACGGGAGAUUGAGGUCACCCACAAUGAGUAUCUUAACUUUGGCCCCUAUGACCAGAGGAUGGGAAAUCAGUGGGAAAUGAUCCAUUUCUCAGAAGAUGGGCUUAAAUCAGUGACAAAGGCCGUAAAUGGAAAGAGGGACCUCUGGACACCAUCCUGGGACAGAGAAUCCAAGUUGGACGUGGUGAGGACGGGGCCACUGUACGACAUCCGAGCUUAUAAAGGGGAGAAGAAGCCCUCCCGGCUUUAUGAGGAGGAUGAGGGAGAGUUGUGUUACGAGCUUCCUCCUGAGAACCUCUCGCCCGAGAAAGCCAAAGAGCUAGAAGAAGAACGGCGAGAGGUUAUCAAAAGCCAAGCGAUGAAGAAGAGCACCACCAUAGCAGAAAAGUUGACCUCUGCGGACGAGCUGGAAGCUCCAAGCCCACCCUCACCCAGUGGAGAAAAGGCCGAGGCCAAAAUAAGUUAUUCUAUGGGGUUUGCAGUGUGUUUCGACAAACCUUCCCCGGGAUGGGUGCAGACAAUUAUUGACCCUGAAAACAUAGAUACGGAGCAGAUAAAUUUUGCUGCGGCCCGACAACAGUUUUUGGCCCUGGAGAAGAGUAAUCCAAACUUGCUCCUGGGGCCAAGGAAGCAAGUUAUGUCUCCAAGGUCACCAGCAACCCAAAAUAUUUAUGAAAGAGAGCGUCAGGGCCACCUGCAGGGUGAUGGAGAUCCUGAUGGGCAUAGCCAGAGAGAACCGGACCUCUCCAACGAGAAGGCUGCUCCAAUUAUUCCCCAAACAACAUGGCCUGCUUUCAAGGGAAGAGUUGCAAUUUACCAAGACUUUUCUGGAGAAAAUCUGGAUUUGGGGAAAAUGGGCUGUGAUUUAAAGACUGAGGAUCGUAACGGAAGGCUACCCCAAAAGGAAUCUGGGGACACUCUGGGUUCGGAGGACGGCGGCCAAGAUCCUGCCGAAGAGCUGGAGGCCAAAGACGAGACCCCCAUUGAACGGGAAAUCCGCUUGUCCGUCGAGAGGGAAGAGAACCUUUGGCGGGAGCGAGGGAUUCCAAGAGUGAACAGCCGGGAUGAGCUGGUGGAGAUCCGAUCCAAGCCUCUCCUCUCUUCUCCCCUCUCUGCUUCGGCGUCCUCCAGGAAAAGGAAGGACCAAGCGCGUGUUUCCUUUUACGUCCAGAGGGAGAUCGAGCAGGAAACCAAACGUGAGGAGGACCUCCAAAAGGAAGGGAGGCUGCCUGGGACGUAUGACAAGGGGACCCCGCAAGAGCUUGGAGAACUCAGGAAGGUUUUUGAAGGGGAGGGGACCCUGCCGCCCUCUGCAUGCAAGCCAGGGCAUCUGGGAGAGGUGCAGGAGCCCACCCCAGAGCUGCCUGCCCGCCUCCCUGUUGCCCAUGACAAGGAAAGGAUCAUUCACCAGGACAUGAAUCAGAGCUCUGUGGACACUCGGUUGUGUUCUGUCCUGGAUGCCGGUGUGGGGAACGAACCCCGUCGAAGCAGGCAGGGAGAGGCGCCGAGGCCCAAACCUUUAAGCGCGAAGGAGACUGCAGACCCAAACGCGCCACUGGUGCUACUGAGGGAACAUUUUGUGGUUCCAAUGCAAAAGGGGACCCUUCCAGGUGAUCAGGGGUGCCCACGUGCCCGGAGAACGGAAGGGAGGCCCAAGUGGGCAUCCCCAAAGGAGGAGCUGUACACUCUGAAGACGGGCAAGCCCCGAAUCUCGCUCUUGAUUGACCAGGAGAUCCAGGAUGCUCUGAAAAGGGAAGAGGAGCUGCAGGAGCGACGGAGGAAAGAGAGGCUGUCCACAAGUGGAGACGUGGAGAAGGGCACGGAGAAGGGCCUCUGCUCUCACCUGCGGUCUCAAGCUUCUGGCGUUGCUGGCAGCUCCCCUGUGUCCGGUUCGCCCAUCUUUGUUCCCACCUCGCCCACAAGGUCUCCCGCCUCGCCUUCUCUGCCCACAGGAAGGUUUUCCUCAGAAUCGGACAGCAAAUCUCACCACAGUGUGAAGCAAUCCCAGAUGGAGGAGGAGAAGAAGAAGAGGCAGCGGGAAGAAGGGAAGUAUGCUGGCAUUGAACCCAUGGAUGAAAUCGACACGGAGGUUGUGAAUUCCACCAAAGUGGUUCGGCAUCGAGGCGUGAGAGCUCAGCUCUGGGAGGCCGGCCAAAUUCUCAAACGAGGCGAAGAGUCCAAUCCGGAGCUGCCGCUCUUUGACUUCUGAGGAGGACCUCAGCCCCCGC
Euleptes europaea (tarantolino) is the source of this 2572-nucleotide messenger RNA. It is a transcript of the gene MISP, whose product is annotated as mitotic spindle positioning. NCBI's taxonomy places the organism in Eukaryota, Metazoa, Chordata, Lepidosauria, Squamata, Sphaerodactylidae. The coding region runs from base 1 to 2553 and encodes 850 amino acids. The transcript has 6 exons. The record is from RefSeq and is a predicted model, not a curated record.